AUGACGUCGUACUCCGACGACGCCUACAGCAAGGUCACAACGCCCAACCCAGACGUCUCUUUCGACGACAUCAACAAGAGCGCAGCCCUCCGGAUCAAGCCCAACCGCAUCCUCUACACGAGCGUGCUGCUCGCACUCCUGCAGCCGUUCCAGAGCGGCUGGUCCACGUCGCAGCUCAACCUCUCGGACUACAACAACACGGACGAGUGCAACGCGCGGCCCGUCGUCCCAGGCACGUGCACGCUCUUCAGCGGCCACUCCAAGCUCGAGUGGACGUUCGCCGUCAACGCGUGGAUCUUCGGCGCCAUGGUCGGGAGUCUCUUGAGCGGCCACUUCAGUGACAUGCUCGGGCGCAAGAAACUGCUCUUUUUCAACUGCGUCUUCAUGAUUGGCAGCGCCGUCAUCCAGGCCUUUUCCUCGGGCAUUUGGCUCUUUGCCGUCGGUCGCUUCAUUGCCGGCAUCGCGUCGGGCGUGGCCACGGGCACCAUUGGCUCGUACGUGAACGAGCUGUCGCCGCCGCAUCUGCGCAGCCAUCUCGGCACGGGGCUGCAGAUCUCCACGACGAUCGGUAUCUUGGUCCCGGCCAUUUGCUUCUUCUUUGCCGACCGUGGCGACGGCUGGCGCUACAUGGCGGGCUUCCCUGUCGUGCUGGCCGGUAUCUACAUGCUCUUGUCGCCGUCUCUGGCCGUCGAGAGUCCGGCGUGGCUCCUCAUGAAAGGGCGUCGCGAAGAGGCUCGACAGGUCAUCACGCGUCUCUAUGGCGAGGAGCACGUGCAGACGGCGCUCAAUUGGCUCGAGCCCAAGAAACAGUCGAGCGUCGCCGAGGCGGGCGGCCACGUCGCCGAGCCCGUCGAGUCCGUGUGGUCGCCCAAGUACCGCAUGCAGUUCCUCGGCGCGCUCCUGUUGUCGUGCACGCAGCAGCUCUCGGGCAUCAACGCCGUGUUCUACUACUCGAGCAGCAUCUUCUCGGACGCGGGCAUUUCGGACUCGCGCGUGGGCACGCUCAUCAUCGACUUCAUCAACAUCUGGCCUGCUUUCUUCACGGGCAUGCUCACGGCUCGCUUCGGCAACCGCAGCAUGAUCCUCUGGGGCAUCAUUGGCAUGGUCGUCAUGUCCAUGGGCAUGACGGUGGCGUUCGUCGUGGACAUAUCGGCGCUUUCGAUCGUCUUUACGGCUCUGUACGUCAUUGUCUUUGGCGUCACGCUCGGUCCGUUGGUGUGGGUCAUGACCGCCGACAUCUUCCCGGACUCGGUGCGUGCCAGCGGUUCGUCCAUCUGCAUUGGCGCCAAUUGGCUGUGUAACCUCGUGGUGGGCAUCGGGUACCCGUACUUGGCGGACAGUCUCGGCGACUGGAGCUACGCGCCGUUCACGGUCGUGCUCGCUGUCUUCUACCUCCUGUCGCUCAAGCUCGUGCCGGAGACGGCAGGCAAGACGAACCAGGAGAUCCAGGCCGAGUAUGCCGAGCGUCGUCGCCGCUAG
This is a messenger RNA of Peronospora matthiolae, 1479 nucleotides long. NCBI's taxonomy places the organism in Eukaryota, Oomycota, Peronosporomycetes, Peronosporales, Peronosporaceae. The record is from the annotation of a GenBank genome assembly.